CAAAGUAUUAUCCAUUCUUCGUGAACAACUUGGGUUAGAUUUAAAAUCCUAGGUCAACCUCAUUCCAGAAUAGUUAUGAGGUUUCCAAUCCUAAACAAAGUUAAGGUAGUGUGGGAUUCGUGUAAUAUCCAAGGUUUCAUAAUCUUAAGCCUCUUUCUACAAACCUGUUUAGUUUUGUUUGCACCUUUGAGAAAACGAACCACAAGCAGAUGGAUGAUUAUGUUUAUAUGGUCAGCAUACUCAGCAGCUGAUUGGGCAGCCAAUUUUAUUGUUGGUUUGAUCACCAACAGUGUACUUGAGUCGUCUGGUCUAGAUGAGAAAGACGAUCUUCUGGCCUUCUGGGCUCCGUUUCUUUUGUUGCACCUUGGAGGCCAGGACACCAUCACCGCCUUUGCCCUCGAGGACAAUGAACUCUGGAUGAGGUGCUGCCAGCGCGCACAGGCUCUGUAUCUUGCAAGUUUAGAGAAUUUUCGGGAGUCCCUGCUUGCAGAGCCUUUCACCGGCCCAACUUAUGCUGAGCUAUUAGACGACAUUCGAUCCAGAGUGAUGUCGAAUGCUCCUGAUGCAUGGGUGUGGCCUGUGUGGGCAAAAAGUACUCCCCAAGAACUUAAAGAUGUGCAUAAUGCAAAAGAAGGAAAGUUAACAGAAUUGGAGAUUGUGGGAUAUGCUUCCCGUUUUUUCUACUCCUUUCGGGCACUGGUGGUUGAUCAGAUCCUCGGUUUUGAAGAACGUGAAGAGAGCCGAGCCUUCUUUCUCAAGAGACGAGCAAAGGAUGCUUUUAAAAUAGUUGAGACCGAACUAAAUUUCUUCUACCAAGCUCUCUACACCAAGAUGCGUGUGUUGAAUUCUACAGCAGGAUAUAUUUGGCGUUUCCUCUCCUUUACUGCUGUUUUCACAAGCCUCGUAAUAGUAUUUUUUUUCAUUGAUGAAUUGAAGACAUUUCGCAAGCUAGAUAUUGCAGUAACUUACAUCAUGCUUGUUGGCGCCGUUUUCUUGGACACAAUUUCUUUCAUGAUGCUGCUCUUCACAGACUGGUCAAUUGCUAAAUUACGCGAUCAGUCCACACUCAAGUUCAGAGUCCUUAAACGCUUGUUCGAUCUCAAAAGAAAAUUAGUCAAGAGACAACCAGAAGAACACACCAAAAAUAGUGGCCGGUCUGUCUACAAUCUAGGCUUCCCUUGUAGAAUACUAUUCCGAAGAUGGUCAGGCUCUGUCCCCUCAUUCAAUCUCAUAGAUUAUUCGCGACAUCAGCGUUCAAAAACUUUGGAUAGAAUUAUUACCAUGUGGGGAGUUGGUGAUAUCUAUGACAGCAUUGUAUUCGUGUCUAGGCAGCCGUUUAAUGAAAAUUUACGCGAUUUCAUCUUUGAGGAGAUGUUAAGGAAAUCAAGGCUGAUGGACACUUUAAAAAGUGCCAAGGCCUUAAGUUUAGGCAGGGGGGAUUGGGUCCUUAAGGAUGGGGGUUGGGAUUCUUUGUUAACAUAUAUAGUUGACAUCGAUUUCGAUGACAGUCUCUUACUGUGGCACAUAGCCACUGAACUUUGUUACAAUUCUGAUGAUAUUGAAGUGAAUCGUGAUCAGCAGGAGUAUCGCCAGUACGCGAAGCUUCUCUCGGAUUACAUGAUAUACCUCCUCGUCAUGAAACCUGUGUUCAUAUCCGCGGUUGCAGGUAUUGCAAAAUCAAGAUUUCGAGACACGUGUGCGGAGACAAAGAGAUUUUUUCUAAAAUACGGAAAAGCACGUACAGAGGAAGAUCAUAAGUUCGCCUGUUCCUUGAUCCUCAGUGUAGAUGUAGACAUCAAACCGGUGAAUCUGAGAGGAGAUGGAAGUAAAUCUGUGUUGUUUGAUGCAUGCAUUUUGGCAAAGGAGUUGAACCGGCCAUGUUAUCCGAACCGAUGGGAGAUCAUGUGCAAGGUGUGGGUGGAAAUGAUGUUUUAUGCUGCGAUUCGGUGCAGAGCAUUCUCCCAUGUCCAGCAACUAAGCAAAGGCGGCGAGCUUCUAACUUUGAUAUGGAUUUUAAUGGCUCAUUUUGGCUUUGGACAGCAGUUUCAGAGGGAAAAUUAUCCAAAGCAAAAGCUUGGAGAAUAACUUGGGCAAGUUCCAAGUGUUAAUUUCUACGGAGAUAUAGUUAUCUCUUUACUAGCUACAUAGUUUUGUAAUCUAGCUACCAGCAAUGAUUCUUUACUUCCUUUGUAGUUUUUUCUAAGGGGGCCUUUUUAGAAGUAAAUCCUGGGUACGGACCACCCUACUAGACCCAAUACCAGAUAAAUCAAGUGUUUAUGCACCGGUAGAUAGCCCCCAAGAAAUAUAUGCCGCCGAUCAAGGGCAUCCAACUCCUAACCACAAAUUUCCUUUGUAGUUUUGAAACUGUUAUACAAAAUAAAUGUACAUUGUCAAUUGUACUUGUUUAUAUCA
Daucus carota subsp. sativus is the source of this 2412-nucleotide messenger RNA. RefSeq lists its product as uncharacterized. The transcript has 2 exons. The coding region runs from base 76 to 2085 and encodes 669 amino acids. The record is from RefSeq and is a predicted model, not a curated record. NCBI's taxonomy places the organism in Eukaryota, Viridiplantae, Streptophyta, Magnoliopsida, Apiales, Apiaceae.